UACGAUAUAGAGAUUCCGAGCGGUGGGUCCCAACGAGAAACUCAUUUACUUAAAUCAUUUUUUGAGUUUCCCCCCUCCCCCGACUUGGAGGACAUGGUAGGAUCCACUUCCUCUCCCUGCGUCCCGCAGGAAGUCUCGCGAUGGAGGGAGGAGGUACACUUCCAGAAGCACUGAAAGAAGAAAGGCAGUUGGGACACAUUCUGCCCACAAGUUCAGAAGCCAGCAGUGUGAAGAGAAGCCCGUGGGGGUUCCUCCUUACUGGGAUUGUAGGUGGAGCACUGGUGGCUGUGUAUGCUGUGGCUACACCGUUUAUCACACCAGCCCUGCGGAAAAUUUGUUUACCUUUUGUGCCUGCAACUUCAAAGCAGAUUGAAAAUGUUGUGAAGAUGUUGAGAUGCAGAAGAGGACCCCUGGUAGACAUUGGUAGUGGUGAUGGACGCAUUGUGAUAGCAGCUGCGAAGGAAGGAUUUUCAGCUGUUGGUUAUGAACUGAAUCCAUGGCUGGUUUGGUACUCCAGAUACUGUGCUUGGCAAGAAGGUGUGCACGGCUCUGCCAGAUUUUAUAUUUCAGAUUUAUGGAAGGUCACCUUUUCACAGUACUCAAACGUUGUUAUUUUCGGUGUGCCUCAGAUGAUGCCGCAGUUGGAGAAGAAACUUGAACUUGAACUUGAGGAUGACGCAAGAGUCAUUGCUUGCCGAUUCCCUUUCCCACACUGGAUCCCAGACCAUGUUACCGGAGAGGGGAUAGACACUGUGUGGGUUUAUGAUGUGAGCACUUUUAGAGGAAGAGAAAAGAGGCCCUGAAAACACAAUGUGUUUGAGAAUCGAUGAGAAUCGAUGCCUCUCUGGUUGUUCAAGUAGGAGACUUCUGAGAGUGCUUUUUUAAAGCAUUGGUUGUCUUUGAUUCUAUAGAGACCUACAGCAGUAUCUUUAGCAACAGAGCCUAUUGUUCUUUGGUAUGGAAUGAGAAAUUCGUAUUAUUUUCCUUAGCUUUUACAUAAAACAAAUAGAAGUUAAGAAAAACAGGUAGACUUAAAAUCCACUUUUAAUGGAAUAUUCUAAAAAAUGUACUUACUGCCUUUUUGUGUACUUGGAUGCAUGAAAAUAUUAAUAAGCAAUGGUCAUGUUUGUUGGUAGGAAAAAUGUUAACAGCUUUUUACAUUAUAAACUAUAUGGUUUACUGCUUUAGAUCAGGAGAAACAAUUAUUAAAGAGUAUUAACAAAUGUUUGCAAGUUUCCUGUAGCUUAAUUCAUUCUUAAGAUUUUUCUCUUUUUUUGUACUUUAUGGCAAAAUUAAUUUUCUAAAGUUUCAGAGAAUCUUUUAGAUUUUAUAACAUUUUUUUAGGAAUAAUUUGGCUAUUGGAUUAUUAGGCUAGUGGAUUGCUACAUUUCAUUGAAUCUAUAAUAUGUACAUGUGUGUGUGAAUGGGUGUGUAUAUAUGUAUGUAUACAUUUUAACAUUUCUGGAAUUGACAUAUUUUGUAAAGCUCACAGCACAUAGUUUUGGUUUGCAAAUGGUAUUCAUUAUCUUAGGCACUAAGGAAAAGCUUAUUCAUGGAAGUUGCAGAUAGUUUCUGCUAGUUGUUUCUUUAUUUCAUGAGAGCAGCCAUUUAUUUAAUAUUUCUCAUUUAUGAGAAAAGACUUGACUGAUUUAGAUAAGUUAAAGAAAACCUUUGAAUCUGAGUAGACAACUUUCAUAUAUCUGAAAAAUGAAUAUUGAAUGGUGGCUUGAAUAAUCUGUGCUUAUCACAGAAAAGAAUUAAACUCCCAGUCACACAUCAUAACAAAAAUGCUAAACUAUCUUAAUGGAGAUUUGAUAAAAAAGAUGGUUGCAUCUUUAACUCAACUGAUAAAAAUAGAAGCAUUGAUAAUUUUCAUUUAAAUGAGAGCUGUCUGGGGACACAUUCAUGUAGUCAUUCGUUCAUUCCACAUGUUUGAACUGAGCAUCUACUGUGAUAAUCCUGCAAUUCCAUGGAGAUUAGAUGAGCUGGACCUGGGCCUCAUGGACUUCCUCUUCUCUAAGGGGGGAACAGACAAGUAAGCAAGAAGCAAAUGUAGUGUGUGUAAAAUUCUCUGAAAUAAAGAAGCUGUGAAGGUA
This is a messenger RNA of Ictidomys tridecemlineatus (thirteen-lined ground squirrel), 2096 nucleotides long. RefSeq names its product ATP synthase c subunit lysine N-methyltransferase (gene Atpsckmt). Gene Ontology annotation, biological process: peptidyl-lysine trimethylation; regulation of mitochondrial ATP synthesis coupled proton transport; positive regulation of proton-transporting ATP synthase activity, rotational mechanism. Gene Ontology annotation, molecular function: protein-lysine N-methyltransferase activity. The record is from RefSeq and is a predicted model, not a curated record. Gene Ontology annotation, cellular component: mitochondrion. NCBI's taxonomy places the organism in Eukaryota, Metazoa, Chordata, Mammalia, Rodentia, Sciuridae.